CAACAAAGAUCUUCAUUUGAGAUAAAUGAUCUUCAAACUGAGGAUUUGAAAAUGGGUUACUGUUCUAGUAACUCUUCAAUUAUAUUUUAAAAUAUUUUUGUAUUUUACAUUUUUGUCUUCAACUAUAAUAAUAAUAAUAGUUAAUUAUUAGCAUUAUUUUUAUAAAGAAAUAAUAUAUACAACUUAAAAGUAUUGAACACAGUAAGUAUAAAUAUAUUUUUAUUAAAACGAAAAAUACUAAAACAAAAUAAAGCAUAACUUAAAGGUCCCUAACUUAAAUCAUGGAAACAAUAAAAAUAUAAAUAAAUAAUACAAUCAUUCCAUCAUUCCAUCAUUAAUCAAUGCAUUUCGAAAUGACAAAGGUCCUAUUUGAAAAUUCUGUAUUAAAACUGUUGAAAUCAAGUUUUAUUGAUUGCAUUUCUAACGGCGUUCUUUCAAAAUUGAUUGCAUUGUCAUAACAUCUUAACAAUUUAUGUUCUUACUGUGGUUUGUUCCUUCACCGUUUGAGAUGCAAGAAUUAUAAAUGAGAAGAAAAUAAAUAAGAUAAAAAGAGGAAGAAGAGAAAGAAGAAAAGUAAAAGAAACUAUUAGGAUGAUUCUAUGAUGUUCUUACAUAAAGUUCAAUCCAUGAUGCACACAUCCAAGAAGAAAUGUCAUGUUUUUGGCAACUUUUUUGAUCGUUCACUCAAAACAUGUCCCAUCUAAACUACACCAUCUACUCUUCGCCCCUCCACUCUACACAUGUCCACGGUAUGCCAACCUACCCAAUCAUCCAUGAAAUUCCCGUCCAAAAUAAAUCUAUCGAGAACUCACUAAUUCAUAACCCAUUUUAUCUGUUUUCAAACUUAACCAGUGAGUGUUGCAUUUUGCAGGACCAUCCAUCCAUCCAAGCCUCACCCAUCCAUGAGCGUGACAUUGUCCAGACUUAACUCAUACACAUAUCACCCAUUAAAGUCUCACCCAUUGACGUUACACCCAUCCUUGCGAACGUCCACCAAAUGUCAUCCACAAUUUUGUCAAAUACAACCCUUGUAUCCUCAAAACAAAUACAACCCUUGUAUCCUCAAAACAAAUCUUUAACUUUUAUAAGUUUGCAAAGGUGGUCAUACAAAUGUGUCAAUACAUUUCAAACAUCCCUCACAAACUGUAUUCUAUGAUAUCAUGUCUAUGAUUUAUAAUUUUUCAAAACUUGUUCGCAGAAACAUGUCCACAAUCCACGCAAUAUUGUAAUGAUAUCAAUAUAUUAUUUUCUAUGAUAUACAAUUUAUCAAGACAUGUCUACUAUAUUAUUGAAUAAUUUAACAUCAUUAACUAUUACAUAUAUAAUUAAAUUAAUGUAAGCACACAAAUUAAAACAAUUAGUGUUAUUUAUUACAAACAUUUUACGGUAAUUUAAUCUAAAAAUCAUUUUUUCUAUUUUAUAUGAUAUAUAAUUAAAUUUCAAUGAUUUUAAUAUAGAUAUAAAGUAUAGUUUUCAUAGGAUAUCUGUUAAAUUAUAUUUUCUACUCAUAUGGUUUUAUGAUCAUUUGUUUUUUUAUAAAAAAAAUUUAAAUUAUUGAUAAAAAAAUUUUAUUAUGAGACUUUUAAUAGUUUUAAUAAUAUAUCAUCGUUCGUAAAAGUUCAAUGUUAUUUUUUAAAUUAAAUAUUAAGUUUUCAAUACUUUUUUUUGAAAAAAAAAGCUUAAGUUUUCAAUACUUGUUCGAUGCAAAUUUUGAAAUUUAAUUAUAUACUUUAUAUAGUAUCUAGUUUAAUUUAAAUGAUAUUAAAUAUAUAUAUAUAUUUUUUUUUUUAAUCUGAACAAGUCUUAUAACUACAAAAUAUAAUUUUGAUACUAAAUAUCUAAAAUUUUAAAAUCAUUUAACUAUUAAAAAUAUAUCAUAAGGAUAUAAACAAGAUCCUAUGUCAAUGAAUAUUUACCAAAUAAAAAAGUUAAACCAUUGAUCAUAAAAUUAUACAUGAUGGUUAAAUUGUAUAUUUACUAUUAUAUGCAUUGAAAUCUCCACAAAAUAAAUUAAAAUCAAACUAAAGUUUGUUAACUUUCUCAUAAAUAUAUUUACUGCCAUACUGACAUCAAUGACAUAUGAAUAUACAUAAAAUUUUAUGAAUUAAUUAAAUUAUACUUUUGAGAACUAAACACUAUAGGUUAACAUUAAAUAUAUAGUAAAAAAAUAUAAUCCACGCAAGUAGUAAGUUAAUAUCUAUUAAAUGCGACUUUUUACUCAUAUGGUUUUGUGAUCAUUUGUAUUAUGUUAUAAAAAAAUUAAACCAUUGAUCACAAAAAAAAAUUCAAUAUGGAAUUUUUAACAGAUUUAUUAAUUUUACUGUCGCUUUUUAAAACUAAAAAUAUAAGAUAUACGAAAAAAAUAUAAAAUUUAUAUUAUAUUGCUGAUGUGAUUUAUUAUUUUAUUUUAAUAAUAUAAAAUUAAACAAAAAAUGAUAGAAGAUACAUAAAUUGUUAUCACAUUUUAUCACUCAAAAUCAUUCAUUUUCAUAUAUAUUUUAAUUACAUUAGGGAUAUUUAUUCAAACAUCUCUAUUUACCUUGUUAAAUUUGGUAUUAAAUGAUAUUUUGUGUGGAUUUGGCUGUUAAUAGAUAAAGCGUUUAAAUUAUUACUCUUCUAAAUAAGUUUCCAUCCACUUUGGAACCGAAUUAGAUUUGACUGUGUCAUUCAUUCUAAUUCUGAAUUUGCUUCGGACAAAACACACACGAGCAAGUUGGACAUAAACGACACCGUACUAAAUUGUUGACAUGGUAGAAUUUUCAUGGAAGCUUUCUUCUUUUGCUUGGUUCUUAAAAGUCAUUCAAUGGUCGACCCGUAGUAGACUCACGCACGACAGAACCACGCAUGGCUACGCUUCAAUAUACACUCACAAUCUCUUAUCUCAUCUCCAUCACCCUCAAUCCUUCAACAAUUCGCUAAAGAUUUUAUUUUUGACACGAAAAAGUUAUUUCAUUGUUCAAAACUUGAAGUAGUCCGUGUAACCAGACCCGAACAUAACAACUUAUAAAACCAAAUCUCUAUCUCUAUGAAAAAAACUAGCCAUUUUGCUGAAAGAUCUACAUCUAAUUCAAUUUGACGGCUAAGGCGCACGUGUCGUACUUUGCUCCGGAGAUAUUGGCGUGCUAUGUGACCGGAUCUUUGAUGUUUAUCCAUAGAUUCGGAGCUUGCUACCUUGGGCUGCGAGACAUCCCUUUUGGACAGAAAUAGUUGAGCUUCGCAGAUGAGCUGUGUUGUAUGUUUAGUCCAUCGUGAAUGGACCUUUUUGGGCCAAAUUUAUGUGAUAAACUCGUCUCCAACAGACAGCAGGGUAAUGCCUGUGCCGGUGGGAUUGUCUCUGACCAUCUUUGAUCUUUCUUGGUGUUGCUUUUUAAUUCCUUACAGACGGUGCAAUUGUUAAUUCUAAAUUCGACACGUACGAGAUGAAGGCACAAAUUCGAUGGUGAAUUAUUUGAAAGACGUUUAUAUUGAUUAAUCAAAGGUGAUUGCAAGGAAAAAAAGACAAUAAAAUCGUUAAGAGAUGAUUAAAUCGACAAGAACAUUGUUGUAUAAACUCUAGUUCUUGUGCCAAUCAUCACAAAAACUAUAAAAGAUCAUUGGUCACACAAUUUUCAAUAAAAUUAAAACUAAUAUACAUGAUAACGAAAGAACAACACAUGUCAUAAUUUAAAAUGAUGAGAAAAAUAAUAGAUCAAAUAAAAUAAGUUGAGAAGAGUAUUUCCUUUGAGGGGCCACUGUUAAUAGAGUGUCAACUCUAUUAAUUUUCUUGCAAUUUGUAAAUCUUACUUGCAUUGUAAAGCAUCCUUCUCUUUGGGUUUAUUACACUGGUGUUAUUCCAAUUUAGAUCCAUUUAUAUUCUUUGGUUUAAAAUCUAAUAUAUUGAUUCGAUCAUAAAAAAAUAAGAAUUAAAAAAAUAAUUUAUAACGAAUGAAUAUUGUCAUACAAAAAAAAAUAUACCUCUUCCACUUGUAUUGUUGUGUUUCUCUUUGAUGUAUUCCAUGAUUUUAGCGAUAUGUUUUGAUUCCAAAUAUAUGUAUCAAAACGUAAAUUCGAAACAUUCUUCCUUGAUUGAAAGAAGACUUCUUCUUUUGAUCUCGAACUCCUCUUCCCCUUGUUGAAUCCAUGGUGGUUUUUAGUGCACGUUGUUUCCUUAACAAAUAUGUUAAGAUUUGUUUCAAACACCAGAAAGUUAUUAUGUACGUAAGAUAACCACCAAAAAUACUUGAUUCUGCAUUCAACCCAACAAUAUUGGUUGUCUUCUCGUCGAUCAUGGCCAAAACAGCCACGCCGGAUAUUGUAACAGCAAAUUGGAAAACAGAAUUGAAUCCGCCACAAGUAGAAUUGAAAACCUUCUCAACUACAGAGAAGACGAAGGACACAUAAGUAUCGUGAUACUCCAUUGGCGCAUUUAUUCAUGCCUGGACCAAAAGCAAAUAAGAAUUGCGAGAAGAAGACAACGUGUUCAAAACGGCACUAACCACUUUGUUAUUGCCUAGUGGCUUUUUUUUUUUUGUAGUAUCUCCGUUCCUUAUAGAUCCAUUUCUUAGAAAAAAAAUCUGUUUCAAAAAGAUAUAUUUUUUACAUUUUUAAGACAUUAAUUAAUGAAAAAUUGUAUUUUCAAAAAAUACAAUUGUGUUUAAUAAAAUCUCAUUGGUUAAAAAUUAUUGAGAAUAGUUAAUUAAGAAAAACAAUAUAUUAAAAAAUACAAUUUUAAAUGUUUUCUUAAUAAGUAUGAAAAAUUAUAACAUAGAUUUUUUUAGGAACGGAUGGAGUAUUUGCUUAUCAAGAUUUGUACCACUUGACUCUUGAGUUAUUAAUAAAACAUAAAGUUAACAAUAUCCCAAAGUUUCUUAAUGAGAAUUUUUUUUUGUAAUUCUCUCUCUCAACUUCUGUAGUUUUUCUUUCUGAAAUGGAUAAGAUACCGUAUGAUUUUCUGCCGAUGGAGAAGCUCUAGUCAUCUCUAUUCUCGUUUCCACUUCUAAGACUUACCUUAAAUACAACUUUCCACACAUAAAAAUGUCUUUAUCCCCUAAUCCUCUAUCGUCUUAGCUUAUGAUCCUUAUUGUUCUAGCAUCCCGACAAAACAAAAUUCCAUUCACCGGACAAUGUAGAAAUUUCACGGAAACUUUUCUUCUUUUGCUUGGUCUCAAAAGUCAGUCAACGGUGGACCCGUAGUAGACUCACUCACCACAGCACCACCCAUGGUUCUGCAUCAAUUAUACGCUCAUCAUCUCUUAUUUUCGUUUUCGUCAUUAUACACUCUUCUUCUCCUAUCUUCAUCUCCCUCAUUCUCAAUCCUUAAAAAAUUCUCAUAUAUCAGUUCCAAUGAUCAGUCACGCUCUGUUAGUCAUCUGUAUUCUCGUUUCCGCUGCCGUCCUAGGACUAGGAGAUGCAACAGCAGCAUAUAAGCCUACCGAUCUCUUUCUCAUCAACUGUGGCACUAGCUCUGACACCAUAGACUCUCAAAGCCAAACAUGGACGUCGGAUCAGCAGCAUCUUCUCACGUCAAAGUUAAAAAAUCUUUCGUUCUCUUCAGAUGCAUCGUACCAAGAAGAGGUUCCUCAAGUGCCCUACACGACGGCUCGCAUAUUCCUAUCCAACGUCAACUACAGUUUUCCAGUCUCUCCCGGCUGGAAAUAUCUCCGGUUGUACUUUUACCCGACCCGGUACGAAUCUGGUUUUGACACCGCAAGUUCCUUCUUCUCCGUCACAGUUAACGGGUUCACUCUCUUGAAGAACUUCAGCGCCGACUUAACGGUAAAAGCUUCCAAGUCGAAAUCCUUAGUCAAAGAGUUUAUCGUUCCGGUUAACCAGACUCUGAAUCUCACGUUCAUGCCGUCUCCGAGUUCGUUAGCUUUUGUUAACGGCAUCGAGAUUGUCUCCAUGCCUGAUGGGUUUUACUCAAAGGGAGGCUUUGACAAUAUGAUAACGAACGUUGGUAGUACCAUUGACUUCAAUAUCAAAAACACGACUGCUUUCGAGACUGUUCAUCGGAUAAACGUUGGCGGGCAAAUGGUGGAUGAGGUCGGUGACACUGGAAUGUUCCGGCGGUGGCUUCCGGAUGAUGAUGUCAUACUAAGUGAGAAUUCAGGAAUCAUACCGGUUGUACCGGGUGUGAAGAUAAACUACACAGAGAAGACUCCCCCUUAUGUUGCGCCUGAAGAUGUGUACAAGACGUAUCGUACGAUGGGGAACGUGGACAACCCUGAAAUCAACCUGAAUUUCAACAUGACGUGGCUCUUUACAGUUGAUGCUGGGUUUCUAUACCUAGUUAGGCUUCAUUUCUGUGAGACUCUAGCUGAAGUGAACGGACCUGGCCAGCGUAUCUUCACCAUCUUCCUCGGGAAUCAGAUUGCAAAGCAGGAAAUGGAUGUGAUUGACAUGAGCGGUGGUUCUCGGAUUCCGAUGUAUCUAGAUUUCAAUGUAUUGGUUGGUUUUGAAAAUGGUCCAAGACCUGAUCUACGACUUGGCUUGCAUCCUUACGCGGAUAUUUUUCCAAAGUAUUACGAUGCUAUUCUGAAUGGUGUAGAGAUUCUGAAGCUGAAUAGUUCCGAGGGUAGUCUCGCUGGACCUAAUCCAAAUCCUCUAGUAUCAUCCGACCAAACACCAAAUCAUGUAAAGCCUUCGGCAAGAAAAGGUAAUAAUUCACAUGUUUUGGUGAUAACUCUGGCAGUGGUUGGUUCUUCAGUUGUCCUAGCGACGUUUGUUUCUGUCAUUGCGUUGUUGCGUAAGAAGAAGAAAACGAAAGACGUUCCUUUACAUACAACAAGCAAGCCUACGGACUCGUGUUCUCCUCUUACCACAUAUCUCUGCCGUCGAUUCUCCAUCUUCGAAAUCAAAUACGCCACAAAUGAUUUCGACGAGAAGCUAAUCGUUGGAACAGGCGGGUUUGGUUCGGUGUACAAAGGACGAAUAGACGGUGGAACCACACUAGUGGCGGUUAAACGGUUGGGAAUUGCAUCGAAACAAGGCGCUAAAGAGUUCAAAACAGAGCUCGAGAUGCUCUCAAAGCUACGUCAUGUACACCUCGUUUCUCUAAUAGGAUAUUGCGACGACGAGAACGAGAUGGUGCUUGUCUAUGAGUAUAUGCCACGUGGUACUCUUAAAGACCAUCUUUACAAAAGGAAUAAGGCUAGUGAUCCUCCUUUGUCGUGGGAACGGAGGUUAGAGAUCUGCAUCGGAGCGGCGCGUGGGCUACAAUAUCUCCACACAGGCGCCAAGCAUGCGAUCAUACAUCGAGACAUCAAAACAACCAACAUACUUCUUGAUGAGAACUACGUAGCUAAAGUCUCUGACUUUGGGCUAUCAAAAGUGGGUCCAACUAGUGAAUCUCAAUCCCACGUCUCAACGGUCGUUAAAGGAACGUUUGGUUACUUGGAUCCUGAGUACUAUCGCCGUCAAGUCUUGACGGUAAAAUCGGAUGUGUACUCUUUUGGACUUGUUAUGUUCGAAGUUUUGUGUUGCAGACUGAUCAAUAUCGAGAUUGUUCCACAAGAACAAUCAGAUUUGAUCAGAUGGGUGAAGUCAAAUUAUAUAGGAGGAACUCUUGAUCAGAUCAUUGACCCAGAUCUAGCUGUCGAUAUCACUAUGAUAUCAUUAGAGAAGUUCUGUGAAAUUGCUGUGAGAUGUGUUCAAGAUCGUGGUACUGAAAGGCCACCAAUGAACGAUGUCGUUUGGGGACUUGAGUUUACACUUCAACUUCACGAGACAGCUAAGAAAAACAAUGAGGGAGGGACGAUGACAGACGCAGAAGCUUUGUUAAGUAAGACUGAUGAUAACUGUGUCUGUGAUCCUGUUGUUGGUGAAGAACCGAAAGCACUGUAGAUUAGUUCGUCCUACACAAUCUCACUUAUGCUGCAUGUACCUACCUACGUAUUUGCUGAAUGAAAAUCAUUACUGUGUUUUUAUCGAAUGAUUAAGGUGAAUAUGCGUAGAUGAUCAUAUUA
Brassica rapa (field mustard) is the source of this 7943-nucleotide messenger RNA. RefSeq names its product putative receptor-like protein kinase At5g39000. Gene Ontology annotation, molecular function: ATP binding; transmembrane receptor protein tyrosine kinase activity. NCBI's taxonomy places the organism in Eukaryota, Viridiplantae, Streptophyta, Magnoliopsida, Brassicales, Brassicaceae. The record is from RefSeq and is a predicted model, not a curated record. Gene Ontology annotation, biological process: protein phosphorylation.